AAGAAGAACCUCUCCUAACCAAUCCUAACCUCUUAUCCUCGUCACCACCACCACCACUUCCCCUCCCUCCGUCGGCUUGUCAGAGUCCAAUGACAAGCAACCGCCAACUGAGGCCGGCCCGAGCGUGCCAGCAUUAGUGGACCCCCAGCCGUUGUAUCGCGCAGUCACGCACCGCCGCUCGGGAACCCUUGACAUUGCGGUGAGCCUUUGAGAUCGCCGUGGAGCAGAAAGUGAAGCGAAGUGGUGGAUGGAGGACAUAGAGCAGUGGACUUGUUCUGGCGAGUUAAGAGGGAAGGAAAAACAAAUAGGAAGAAGGAAAAGAGAUAAUUUAAGUUUUCGUUGUGCAUAAGAACGGAGGAAGGAAAAGAAGGUGAAGGGUAAGAGGUGGAGAAGAGAUGGAGAGGAGGAAAUACGUGAGGUAAGGACCAAGAAGAGGGUAAGGAGAGUGAGAAAAAUAACCACCAAUAUUUGAAAGAAGACGAGGAGAAAAGCAGAUAAGGUGAAGACUGAGAAGAGAGUGGGAGAGGAAGGGGAGAUAAGACGAACAAGACGAAAAAUAACAAUAGAGAAGAUUAAGGAAUUUUGUGGGAGGGAAAGAAAAGACUGCGGACAUGAAGAACAACAAACAAAGGGGAACAACCUCGUGAAACCAGGAGAGGAAAAAACAGAGAGGAAAAAAAGACGAAGACGGUGAACAAGGCCAACAAAAUAAAAACAAGAGACCUAGAAAGAGAAGAGCAAACGAAGAUAAGGAGCAAGAUAAUAAAUAAAAAAAACGAAGAAGAAAAGAACAACCACACAACUACCACCCACCACCACCACCACAAAAAUCGAAAAAAAAGAACGAAAGAGAAAACGAGAAAAAUAUACGAAAAUAUAAACCAAUCAUCACCAGUCAUCACCAAGGCGACAGACACCACACGCCCACCACGCACAGCCGCCCACAAAUACAUGAUGCGCACAGAUGUCAACUGGUGGCUAUGGUCCCUGCUGUGUGAUAUGUGGCUCCCUUACAAGGACGCGCCCCAACCCUCCUGCGGCACCCCCGACAGGAUAGGCGCGAGGAGGAGGAGGAGGAGAAGUGCAAGCUGUCCUGAACGCCUCGCCAAACUUCGUCACAGGCACAGAAAAUCACGAGCUCACAAUCUGUACGAGAACGAGGACAGAAGUGAUGUCAUCUUCUUUGUGGGGGACGACACCUACAGAGAAAGGAUCCCCGCACAUUCUUGGAUCCUGAGUGCACGCAACCACUUCUUCCGGGCCAUGUUCCACGAGACCUGGGCAGACAAGCACAAGAAGGUCUACAACAUCCCAAACGACCCCAAAGGCUUUCAGAAUCUGCUAAAAUGGCUGUACCGGCUGGACUAUGGGUUUCAGAGUCUGGACAGUGCCCUCACCACCCUGCACGUGGCCAUCCAGUACCUGUGCCCAGAGCUUGCAGACCUGUGUGCUGCCUACAUCUCCCAGCACCUCACUGAUGCCAACGUGCUCAAGGUGAUGCACCAGAUCUCCCGCUACUGCCCGGCGCCCUUCGCUGCCACACCCUCUGCCCCAUCCCUGGAGGUGCUGGAAGGCCACUCAGAGGAGGCCCUGCGCACCAUGGCUCAGGAUCUUGGUGAGGAGGGGGAGUUUCGCAACCCAACUGAGUGCUGCGUAGACCUCUUCAACGAGUGCCUUGAGAUUCUGGACCGGGAUGCCAGUCGGGCCCUGGAGUCUGAGGGGCUGGAGGAGCUGGACCGUGAUGCCCUCGAGGUGAUACUCAAGCGACAGACUCUUGGGGUGAAGAGUGAGGUGGAGGUGGUGCGGGCUGUCGUGCGGUGGACCACGGCACAGUGCAAGCGUGGUAAUCUCCCUCUGACGCCCGCGAAUCGACGCCAAGUGCUCGGUAACCUCCUGUACUCCAUCCGUCUCCUGAAGCUCUCCUCGGACCAGGUUUCUGAAGCUUCAAAGUUUCUGGACAAGGAUGAGUUUGAGUAUAUCCAAGCUGAGGUGUCUGGGAAGACUAAGAAGGGUAUGCUUCCUCCUCCUACUCUUGCCCCAUACUUGAAACUCAUGUCCACAACAAGAGGCCCCAUUCCCACCCCUGCGGCGGCCCCAGAGCCCCCCUCGGCAAACAGAAAGAAGUGCAGCAAUAAGAAGAAGUACACCAAGAAGGAACUGAUGCUGGAUAUUGUGUCAUUCUUGGCCAUCAUCUUUGAUUAGAGCCACUUCUUGGUGUGUGUGUGCCUUCCUUCCUUCUGCUCCUGUGAGAGUGGAUCUGAUCUCCUUCAUUGCCUCGCCUCACCUCAUAUCACAUCUUGCCAUGUUUUCUCCUGUCUGUUCAUCUCUUCUCUCUAUCACUUGCAUCUUUUCUGUGACUUUUUUUCAUCAUAUUUCUAUUUCACAUCCAUUUUCCUUGUCACAAAUCAAUUUUUUAUGCCAUUCAUUCCCGGUUCUUGCCUCACAACAAACUGGGCACUAUCAUCAUCCUCAUCAUCACCACUACUGUCCUGCUGUGAUUGUUGCUUUUGUUGUUGUUUUGCCACAAACGUCCAUUCUAUUCUCAAACGCCACUUGGAGGAUCCUCAAAUAAUACAAGAGACUUAAUUUUCGCUCAUCGUCAGUUCAUGAACCUCAGAAAGCCACUGCACUGAUUUUCUCGUCCAUGCUGCGACUUGUGGGAGGCUUUGGUGAUCCCCAGGCAGCAGAGGGGAGGAAACAAGCCUGGGUUUUUCAAGUGCCAUACAGCAUUGUCUUGUGAUAAAAUGAUGCCAUAGCAAACAAGUCCGAGCUGCUUCAAUGAGAGUAAAAUGUUGAGCAGGUCAGGGCCUCAGUACUGAUAAGAAUGAAAGAUGACAAUAUUAUUAAAUCCAAAUGCUGAAUCCAAUGGUGAUGUAACUGCCAUAGUGAACGCAUGGUCAAUCACUCUAAUAGUGGUAAAAGAUGUCAACUUAUAGUCAAAAUAGUGGUACAAGAUGCCAAAAUUAUCAGUUCAAGGCCAAAUGCUCAGUUUAAUAGUGAUGAAAAUGCCACAGUAAACAAACUCUAACAGCAAUACAAGAUGCCAACUCAUAGUCAAAAUGCAACUCAUGGUAGUAAAAAGAUGCCAAAAUUUAUGGUUCAUGUCCCAACACUGGCUCUGAUGGUGAUAGUCCUGCCAAAGAGAUCAGUUCCUGGAAAAGUGUUGCUGCUGGUGGUGACAGAAGAUGCCACGGUGAACAGUCUGUGGGUCAAACGUCACUCUUCGUCUGACGCUCGGUGACAGACACAAGGCUUGCCACAGACACUCCUCAGAGGAAUCCGUAACUAGUGAGCUCUCGUUGCCAAGGCGCUUCAUCUAACUACUAAUUUGCUGUGUAUCGUUUCAGCAUUGAUCCGUUCCCUAUCCAGCUGUUGGCUUUACAUGUGAUUUAUUAUUAUUUUUAUUAUUACUGCAUCAGCCGGGAGAUGUCUGCCUGGUGUAUAGUUUGUUAUUAUUUUAUUAAGUUUUCAUCCUCAAAAGGGUGAAGUUUAUUAGCUCUAUGAGUGAGAGGCAUUCCAAGAAGUGUCUCUAUAUAUGUAUAUGUGUGACUGGAUGAAUAUGUGUUUAUGCAGUGCUCAGAGAGAGAGAGAGAGAGAGAGAGAGAGAGAGAGAGAGAGAGAGAGAGAGAGAGAGAGAGAGAGAGAGAGAGAGAGAGAGAGAGAGAGAGAGAGAGAGAGAGAGAGAGAGAGAGAGAGAGAGAGAGAGAGAGAGAGAGAGAGAGAGAGAGAGAGAGAGAGAGAGAGAGAGACAUAGCUGCUUAUUGUUCAAAAAAAAGUAUAUACAAAUGUUUCUUUAUGCAAAAAAAUUUGCUAGUAUUACGUCUAUAUAUGUUAAUUUCCUGUGAGCCAUAAGAGUCUAGUCAUUUGUAUCUCGCAUCCACUUCGCAACUCCACUUGCUGAUGACACGGUGGAGUUGUCAGGUUCCGCAGCCGUCACGCCCACAAUCAAUGCCCAGACGGCGCUCAUCCCUCCAGCACAUUAAGGUUGCCCCCGCAGGGAUUAGCCAAGCGGGUCGUGUCCUGCAAGUCAGGCACACCCGGCAGAGCGUGGCACAUUUCCUCACACAAAAUUCAAUAGCCAGUGUGUGCGCUGCUGUUGUGCUGAAUCUCCAACAAGGCCAAGCUGCCACUCUCCCCAGGGCUUCCAAAGUCCAGUAAUUUUAAGAUUGACUAACAAUACAGACUGCCUCAGCCUCACAGUCAUGUCAUCAAUCCCCUGCUGAGUCAGUGAGCUGGCUGUCACUAGCAAGGGUGUGUGGCAUUGACUUCAGGGGAAGGAUAAAAGGAUGACAUGAUAAAAUGUGAGAAGUGCCAGUGUGUGUCAAUUCGGGCAUCCUGUGCAGAGCGGUGUGAGGCUGGCAGUGGGGAUUGCUGCAAUCUGGCAGAAUCACUCAUUCUUUUAUGUGGUAUGAAGAACUGGGUAUAAACUCUGAUAUGAUAAUGUUUAUGUCUGAGAUCCUAAGAAAGAGAUCUUUUAAAGAUUAUAUGUUAUUGUGAAACAUUGACUUGCAUUGUUGAGUUUGCAGUUUGAUAGUUUUUUUAUUGAAACAAAGAAAGAGAAUUUUAUAUUUUCCUCCAGGAUUAUAAAAUCUUGAUGUGAUUCUAUAAUGUAUAAGAUUUUGUUGCUACUGAAUUGGAAAUCUAUUUAUUGAGUUAUUAUGAAAUAGAUAAACUUUAUUCUAUGGUUUCAAAAUUAACGAAUUAAAAAAAAGACUACCUAUACCUGUAUCUAUAUAAGAAAAAUUAAUGGCAACAAAUUCUCCUUUAAUGGAUCAGAACCAUUUCCAGGAGAAUAAUGUGUAAUAUUAGAAGCACUUUGGCAAACAGUAACCAGUAAACUGCAAAUUGAGGGAGUAUGUAGCAUGUAGCAGUGGUCUCUGUGUGUCACAGUGAGACACACAGCAGCAGCUUGAGGCAGUGAGUGGGACUGAAGACCAAGGUUGUAAUGCAUUCAACUCAAGCUGCAAGUCAGACCUGGCCUCUGCUGGGCCAUGCUGUGUUCAUGUGACAGAGUAGACCACCUCUACUGACGUGUUUGUAUUGGUGUGUGUGUGUCUGGGCUCUCUGUAGUUAGUUGUGCAAUCUGUGCCUUUCAUUUUCUUGCUUGAUGUACAAAUGAACAACCAGUCAUGCAAGGGCUGAUGGAGGAGCCUUAUUCAUACCCCUCAUGAGGUCUGCUAUAGAAUGCUAAUGUUACUGCAAGUACUCAUAUCUCUGUAAUGUGUGUGCAGGUCAGCACCUCCUGUGUGCUGAAAUGACACUUACUGCGUCAAAUAUUUUCAUUACUGUAGAAAUUUGUACACACAUGUUGCAUAUAAACACACACACACACACACACACACACACACACACACACACACACACACACAGUAUUGUAUAUCUUUUGGAAAUUACAUGAAUUAAUUACUCAUGAAGAAAUUUCCCUGUAGCCCAAAACUGUCAAAAAAAUGCCAAAGUCAGUAAACCAAAUUAAGAAAAA
Messenger RNA from Scylla paramamosain (green mud crab), 5479 nucleotides. Its product is annotated as BTB/POZ domain-containing protein 6-like. Gene Ontology annotation, biological process: neurogenesis. Gene Ontology annotation, molecular function: protein binding. The transcript is spliced from 3 exons. Gene Ontology annotation, cellular component: cytosol. The record is from RefSeq and is a predicted model, not a curated record. Lineage: Eukaryota; Metazoa; Arthropoda; Malacostraca; Decapoda; Portunidae. The coding region runs from base 952 to 2202 and encodes 416 amino acids.